AUGGCACAGGAAUUCAUCAAUGGACAUGAGAAAGCGCCGCAAGAUGCUCGAAACCAAGUCCAACACCUCACACUCCAAUUGGUUUAUAUCGCAAUCGGAGCCUUUGUUACCACCAUGAUCAGCACAUGGGGUUUCGAUGUUGUUGGAGAAAAGAUCACCCAUGAACUCCAAGAGAGAUAUCUCUCUUCUGUUCUACAACAAAACAUCGCCUAUUUUGAUGUACUUGGAACAGGCGAGCUCACUUCGUAUAUGGAUCAAGACAUGCAAUUGAUCCAGGCAGGCAUCUCGCAAAAGGUGAGCUACAUCAUCUCUGGGGUAUCCGGCUUCGUGGCCGCCAUCAUUGUUGCAUUCAUGUACAACCAGAGAUUUGCAUCUAUCAUGAUUUCACAGCCUCUUGCUCUUAUUCUGUGGGUAGGUUCUAUGGGUUACUGGUUGAGCAUCACGCAGAAAAAAAGCUUGACGCAAUACGUCAAAGCCGAUAAUUUAGCACAAGAAGUGCUCAACGCAAUGAGGAAUGUCGUUGCCUACCGAAGCCAAGAAAGGUACUCCAGAAAAUAUUUUGAUACUCUACAGCGUCCAGCUGCACUGGACUUUCGUGAACGGUUGAUUUUCGGAGUGAUUGUCGCAGGCUCCUUCACGACUUUGCAUUGGGGAAACGGAUUGGGAUUCUGGCAAGCGAACAAACUCUUCCAUCAAGGGCUCUGUACCGUUUCAGAAGCGUUGGUCAUUAUGUAUGCAGCGUUAAUCGCAGGUGGGAUGUUGUGCCAAGCGUUGCCUUUUGUUGUCGAUAUCACACUGACAAAUGGAGCAGCCCGUCGGGUGUUCUCAGUCAUUGAACGUGUUUCGCCUAUCAACUCAAUGAAUGAUACGGGGAUAAAGCCAGUUUCAGUGCGAGGUGAAAUUCGGUUUGAAGACGUGAAUUUUGCUUAUCCUUUGCAGCCUGAGCGGAGGGUCUUGGAAGAUGCCAGCUUCACUAUUCCACCAGGCCACACCGUGGCCUUGGUAGGACCAUCGGGGUCUGGAAAAUCCACUGUCUUUGCUAUUUUGGAACGAUUGUACCUUCCAUUUAAUGGGACUAUCACACUGGACGACGAACCAAUUGAAAAUAUCAAUGUCUCGUGGCUCAGGUCCCAGAUUGGGUAUGUCGGUCAAGACGUUAGUUUGUUCAAUGCGUCUAUCCAUGACAAUAUUGCCCAUGGGCUGUCAGUAGCUCACGAGAUGCCAGACGAAACUACUGUUCGAAGUAUGGUUAUUCAGGCUGCUGAGAAAGCCCAAAUUCAUUCCUUCAUCAUGGAACUUCCCCAUGGUUACGACACUGUGAUUGGGGCAAAUGGGUCAAGUCUGUCGGGUGGACAAAGGCAAAGGAUUGCCAUUGCACGUGCAAUUGUUUCGCAGCCAGCGAUCUUACUCUUGGACGAGGCUACUGCUGCUUUGGACAGUCAGAGUGAAAAAGAUGUCCAAGAGGCUCUCAACGAAGCCGCUACAGGACGAACCACUAUGAUAAUUGCUCAUCGACUGUCAACUGUUCAAAAUUUCGAUACAAUAAUUGUCCUAAAAGAUGGACAUGUUCUGGGUCAAGGCUCACAUGCAGAGUUGAUGAAAGCUUCCACAGUGUAUCAAGAGUUGGUGAGACACCAAGCACUCCGCUCAGAUGACCGACCAGUGGAAGAUCUCACUUGUCAAUUAUCUUACCACGAAAAAGAUGUCGAAGAACUGAAAGAUGUUUCCGUCUAUGUUGAUGGAGUCGAGCCGCCAAUGGAUGCUCCAGUGUCAACAUUGCAACCCAAUAAUAGCGUCAAGUAUGUUUGGCAUCUCAACAAGCCGGAGCUACCCUACACCAUUGCAGGUGUCUCGGGUACAUCACUUGGCCUUGCAGCGGAAAGCAUCGUGAUGCUUGCAACAGGAAUCAUUGUUGGAUGCAUAUUUGGAUGGGAGCUUGGUCUUGUCUCGACAGCUGCAGUACCAUUGAUGACGCUCUCUGGCUUCUUGCAGUACUAUACUGUGUCGCAGGUACAGAAGCAUGUCAAACGAGACACCAAUGCCGCAACUGUUGCACAUGAAGCCUUCGCAGCAAUCAAAACCGUCACCGUCCUUGGCAUGCAGAAGAACAUCCUGGAAACCUUCCGAAGGGAGAGCCAAAGAGAUAGCCAGGGCAGAUAUUGGGUCAUAUCCGCGGUCGUGUAUGCAUGUACUCCAUUACUUCGCGUGCUGAGCAUUGCUUUUGUGUUCUGGUACGGUGGCACGCGGCUGGUCCCAACUGGCGAGUACAGCAUCCAACAGUUCUUCAUCUGCUUUGCAGCAAAUGUGUGGGGCUCUCAAUCUGCCGCUGCUCUUUUUGCACAUGCUCCAGACAUUGCUGGUGCACAUGCUGCUGCUAACCAGUUGGAGGGCUUGAUGCAGCCCAAUGAAUCACAAUCUCCGAAUAAGAAACAGGACGACGUCUCCACACCUGCGCCGUGCAAGGUCGAGGAGCUCGCUUUGCAGCGCGUGAAGUUCAAAUAUCCAACUCGGCCAUCCCACAUGGCCUUAGAUGAUGUCAGUUUCGACGUUCUGGCAGGGGCAUUCAUUGCCCUCGUUGGGACCACUGGCAGCGGCAAAAGCUCAGUGAUCAAUCUGGUAGAGCGCUUUUAUACCGCCCAGUCUGGAAAUAUCAUUCUAAGCGACAAAGCCAUUGGGGAAUAUGAUCUAGAUGGUUAUCGACAGUACCUGGCGCUGGUUGACCAGAAUCCUUGUCUGGUUGGUGAAGAUAUGCGCGAGUGCCUGCAGAGUGAUGAACGAGUCAUCUCCGACGAUGACAUCCUGGUCGCUUUACAAGGAGUUGGACUAGCUAAUUUUGUGCUUUCCCUUCCGCAAGGCUUGAGUUCCCCGGUCUUGGCCAACGGGUCAAGUCUUUCUGGGGGCCAGCGCCAGCGCAUGGCAAUUGCAAAAGCCAUUCUGUGGGGACCAAAGAUUCUCUUGCUUGACGAAGCAACCUCUGCACUGGACACUGCAUCAGAAAAGCUGGUCCAAGAAGCACUCAAACACGCAAUGAAAGACCGAACCACGAUUGCAGUUGCACAUAGACUGAAAACAAUCAUUGAUGCGAGUAAAAUCUUGGUUUUUGACGGUGGACGGAUCGUGGAGCAAGGCACCCAUGACGAGUUGAUGCAUCUUAGGGGUAAAUACUGGCAGAUGGCCAGGUUACAGAUGGACGGAGAAAAAUAA
Molecule: messenger RNA, 3204 nt
Organism: Penicillium arizonense
Lineage: Eukaryota; Fungi; Ascomycota; Eurotiomycetes; Eurotiales; Aspergillaceae
Product: ABC transporter ATP-binding protein
Exons: 7
Coding region: 1-3204 (1067 amino acids)
Biological process (GO): transmembrane transport
Cellular component (GO): membrane
Molecular function (GO): ATP hydrolysis activity; ABC-type transporter activity; ATP binding
Source: RefSeq, a predicted model, not a curated record